AUGCCACAAAACGACAAAUUCGAGAACGUCAAAACCAAAAUUAUAGAGCAUUUCGCAGAUAGCGACCAAAGACGUCUAAUAAUAGAAAAUAAUAGACUACAAUCAGAGUUGCCGCUUGGUGAUAGGAAACCUUCGGAGCUCUACUUCCAAAUGAAACGAGUUGCAGGUACUACCUUGGGAGAAGCUGAUCUCAAGGGACUUUGGAUAAAGCGUCUACCAGAAUUCGCGCAACCAGUUAUCGCCGCAUCCUCGGGCACAGCAUCAGAGUUCACAAAGAUAGCCGACUCAAUCAUCGAUGCUGUUAGUCCUCAUCAAGUGUCGCAGGUGAGAAAUCAGGCAGCAGAGAUAAGUCAACUCCGUUCAACUAUAGAAGACUUGUCCAAGCGAUUCGAAAGAUUCAACUUACGCUCUCGCUCGCAUUCUCGCUCACGGUCUCGACCAAUAGCUACCACCUAUCAUAAUACGCAAAGCGCAAAUCGACCACCUGAUGCUAGAGAUGGAAGCGCAUCAUCCCCAAACAUAGAGUGCUGGUAUCAUCAGAAGUACGGCGCCAAUGCCCGCAAGUCCCGCAGCCCUUGUCGACGACGACAUCGAGCAAUUCAAGCGAUAACAGACAAGCAAAAUUGA
Rhagoletis pomonella (apple maggot) is the source of this 627-nucleotide messenger RNA. RefSeq lists its product as uncharacterized. The record is from RefSeq and is a predicted model, not a curated record. NCBI's taxonomy places the organism in Eukaryota, Metazoa, Arthropoda, Insecta, Diptera, Tephritidae. The coding region runs from base 1 to 627 and encodes 208 amino acids. The transcript has a single exon.